Prorocentrum cordatum is the source of this 852-nucleotide messenger RNA. NCBI's taxonomy places the organism in Eukaryota, Dinophyceae, Prorocentrales, Prorocentraceae. The record is from the annotation of a GenBank genome assembly.
GUUUUUAGGUCUCCAGUGUUAAAAAAUAGCUCUCUGGAAGGUCAGGGCUACAGGGGGAAUGUUCCAAGAUAGUCAGAAAAAAGUCCGGGGACGAUCUCCUGACCACUCAGGAGUUUUUGAGAGCAUCUGUUCCUCAUUAUUUAUCUUUCGCCCCAGCUCCGCCUGUAGGAUGGCAUGCCCGACCUAACGCCAGGCUUUAACUGCAUCCUCUCGCCGGAGCCGGAGAGCUGGGUGCCCGCGCGCGCCCGGCGCCCCAUGGACGGCUCGCGCGGGCCCGUCGCAGAGGCCGCCGGCGCGGGCGGCGCCGUGGCGGCCACCGCGGCCGGCCUGCUGCUGGCUGGCAGCCAGCUGGCGGCUUCUCUGGCCGGGGUCAAGGCGGGUGCCGCGAGCCCCCUGGGGUUCAACCUUGCCGCGGCGCUGGGCGUAUGCGCCAUUGCGGCGGUGGUCGCGCUCAGGUUCGCCCGGAAGAGGCUCCGCGCGAGCGGGCUGAGCGGGGCGGCGGCGUGGCACGCGGCCAGGGUGCUGUCGACGGUUGCCCUCUUCAUGAUGGUCGGGCCGGCGCUGAUCACCCUCAACAAGCACAUCAUGCAGGAGCUGCACUUCCCCUACCCGCUCACUCUCAGCGGGCUCGGCGUGCUGACGUCCGCGGUCGUGAGCCGCGUGUGCGUGGCGCUCGGGCUCGCCACCGCGAGACCUGAGUCUCUUGCAGUCGUGUCCGGCGACAAGUGGCUCCGCACCGCGAUGCCCAUCGGAGCCUCCAAGGCCUGCACGCUGGCCUCGGGCAACGCGGCCUACCUCUACCUCGGCUUGGGGUUCAUCCAGAUGCUGAAGGCAUUUACACCUGCGGUGGUG